Lachancea thermotolerans CBS 6340 is the source of this 1743-nucleotide messenger RNA. It is a transcript of the gene PIN4, whose product is annotated as Pin4p. The record is from RefSeq and is a predicted model, not a curated record. The transcript has a single exon. The coding region runs from base 1 to 1743 and encodes 580 amino acids. Gene Ontology annotation, cellular component: cytoplasm; nucleus. Lineage: Eukaryota; Fungi; Ascomycota; Saccharomycetes; Saccharomycetales; Saccharomycetaceae. Gene Ontology annotation, molecular function: mRNA binding.
AUGUCAGACAUGCCCGCAGCCACGCUACAAGAACCCUUGAUGGGCAACUCCGCCGCGAUGGGCGGGUCCGUGUUCGCCCCGAGAUCUCCGGAGGACGAUGUCAUCCCCACGGCCAUCGUCAUCAAAAACAUCCCGUUCGCCAUCAAGAAGGAGCAGCUGCUCGAGGUCAUCGCCAAGAUGGACCUACCCCUGCCCUACGCGUUCAACUACCACUUCGACAACGGCGUAUUCCGCGGUCUCGCCUUCGCCAACUUCGCCACCACGGACGAGACCACACAGGUGGUCCACUCGCUGAACGGCAAGGAGAUAGGCGGCCGCAAGCUGCGUGUCGAGUACAAGAAAAUGCUGCCUCAGGCCGAGCGCGAACGCAUUGAGCGCGAGAAGCGUGAGAAACGAGGGCAGCUCGAAGAGCAGCAUCGCGCCACGUCGGCCCUCUCGCUCCACUCGCUUAACAAGUCUCCCAACGUGGCAAGCGGCCCCGCAGCCGCCGCCGGCAGCAACGCCAACACCAACGAGACCGCGGGAGGCGCGGCGGCUGGCUCAGCGGCCGCCAGCACCAGCGGUCCAACGCAAAGCGCCUCGCAGGCUCUCUCGAACCCUGCCAGUUCGCAGAUGUUCAACGACUUUGGCAGCAGCGGCGGUGCCAAUGCCACAGGCGGCCCUAUAAACAGUGUUCUCUCAUCGCAACCUGCCAUGAGUUCCCAGCCGCUUCUCUCGGCCCAGAACACCGCCACCUCGAUGGUUCUGCCACCUGCCCUGCCAGUCGGCUCCUCAGAGCGUUACUACGCGCCCCUCCCGGCGUCCAACAAUUUGCCUCUGCCACCACAGCAGCUGGACUUCAACGACCCGGACACCCUCGAGCUCUACUCGCAGCUUUUGCUCUUCAAGGACCGCGAGAAGGCCUACCACGAGCUGGCGUACCCGGUGGGACUCUCCGCUUCCCACAAACGCGUCAUCAACGUUUUGUGCUCCUUCCUGGGUUUGGUGGAGGUUUACGACCCUAGCUUCAUCAUUAUCCGCCGCAAAGUUCUCGACCAUGCCGCGCUGCAGUCACAUCUGCAGCAGGAAGGUCAGUUGUCGUUGAUGCAGCCGCUGCAGCCUAGUUCCACUGGCGGCUCUGGCAUGUCACGCUCGCAUUCCUACACUUCGUUGUUGCAAGCCCAUGCCACGGCCGCGGCUGCGGCUGUGAACAGCGUUGGCGGCCAGUCCCAACACAUUCCACCACCUUCUCAGUCCCCACUUCUGCAGCCCACAGCGAUUCACCAGAUGGAGUCUCAGCACCAGCAGCAACAGUCGCUUCUGAGACAGCAAGCCACCCAGACGCCAUCGUCCUCCAUCCUCCAGAAUAGAAUCCCCACCGGUUAUGCCACAAAGCAUACCACGCCUUCUGGCAUGAACAACCCGCUGCUGAGAAACGCCGGGGUUUCGCCCACGACGGGCCAGGUCCAACCUAACACCGUGCAGCGGAUGCCCUCCUUCUACUCCCAGGCUCCUUCCACCCCCAACUUGAGCGACAAUCGCUACGGCAGCACCCAAAACCUUGUUCCACAGCACACCAACGGCAGCGUGCACUCCAAUUACUCAGUGCACUCCUUCCAUGACCCCUCUGCCGCGGACCCCCAGAACCACGCCAUGAUGUACAGUUCCGUGUCUCAAUUGGGAAUUGGGCCGGAGUUGGAGGGCGACCUCAGCCGCUCCCUCAGUGGACUUGAUCUACAGGGAAAGAAAAAUCUCUGGGGAUGA